This is a messenger RNA of Anguilla rostrata (American eel), 3899 nucleotides long. It is a transcript of the gene ippk, whose product is annotated as inositol 1,3,4,5,6-pentakisphosphate 2-kinase. Lineage: Eukaryota; Metazoa; Chordata; Actinopteri; Anguilliformes; Anguillidae. Gene Ontology annotation, cellular component: nucleus. The transcript has 13 exons. Gene Ontology annotation, molecular function: inositol-1,3,4,5,6-pentakisphosphate 2-kinase activity; ATP binding. Gene Ontology annotation, biological process: inositol phosphate biosynthetic process. The record is from RefSeq and is a predicted model, not a curated record. Bases 153 to 1667 code for a protein of 504 amino acids.
GGACCAGUAGAAAUAGGUCAGGAGGGAUAUCCUUGAGCUAAGCGGUAGUAGCAGUUUGUCGGUGUGUCAGUGAAGAGAAUUGUUUCGCACCACUUUUGUAGUGAUGGUGCGUGCCAGUAGUUUGGCCUAGUGCUAACUAUUUAAGUUAUUAAAUGGUGGUAAAUAUACACCACAACGGCUGUGUUAUGGAACUGGAUAAAAUGGACGAGAACGACUGGAAAUACCACGGAGAAGGGAACAAGAGCCUUGUCGUUUCUCACAGCCAGCUUUCCCACGUUCUUCGUCUUCUGAAGUAUCCUGCAGAAAAUGCUGAGCACUCACCCCAGACAACAGAACAAGCCUUCCGGCACAUCCAGAACAUCGUUGACUUCAAUAAAAAUAUUAUGAAGCCUCUCCUGGGGGAGAAAUACGUCCAUCAUGGAGAGGCUGUCAAACUACCUUUGGACUUUGUGAGGCAACUGUCUUUGAAGGUUCAACAGGAACGUCCAGAAUCACGCUGUGACAAAGUAAUGGACACCUUCAGCGGAUGCGCUGUGUGCCUGCCUAAUCUAACUCAGAUAUCCUCCUGUCACAUCAGUCAACACAGACCUUCCCUCUGUAUAGAAAUAAAGCCAAAGUGUGGAUUCCUUCCAUUUUCACGGCACGUCUCAAAGGAAAUUAAACGCAAGGUGUGCCGCUUCUGUAUGCAUCAACACUUUAAGCUAGCCAAUGGGAAAUGGAAGACAAUGAGCAGAUACUGCCCCCUGGAUCUGUUCUCAGGGAACAAACAAAGAAUGUGCUUUGCAAUUAAACACUUAUUAGAGGAGCCACAAAACAACUUCAAAAUAUUUAAGAACGGAGAGUUGAUAUACGGCUGUAAGGAGGACGUGGACCUGAACGGGCUGGCUCAGCAGCUCAAGCCCUACUUCUACCCCAGCAACGGCCUGAUCCACGGGCACCAGUCCAGCAAGGUGGUCCUGAACGAGCUCAUCCAGGUCAUCUGCGGCGCCCUGCUGAGCAGCUGGGACUCGGGCCGCGCCGGGGAGCCCAGGAAGGGAGAGCCCAGGAAGGGGCCGGCCCCGGAGGGCAGGGCCCACUGCGAGGCCGGCCUCCUGCACCGCGACAUGCUGCGCAACGGUAACCACUACCUACCCAAAGACUGCGUUUUGUCCAAGAUACUGCAAGCUCAGAUGCUGGACAGCCUGGACAUCGAAGGGCUUUAUCCCCUGUACAAACGAGUGGAGCGGCACCUGGAGGAAUUCCCCAAAGAGAGGAGCAGACUGCAGAUAGAUGGGCCAUACAACGAACAUUUCCUGGAGAAAAUAAAGAACUGCCCAUCUGAAGACGAUGGCUCGAUCGAAUACGCAGUUGGAAAAGUGCACCAGUACAGAGUAGCGAUGACAGCCAAAGACUGCUCGGUGAUGAUCACCCUGGCACCUUGUGGGGAAGACGAGCUACCGGAACCUAACCUGGAGAUUCAGCCCUCCAAACGUAGGUUCACCUACUCCGUGUCCAUCCUGGAUUUGGACCCCAAACCUUACGAGAGCAUCGCCCAUCAGUACAAACUCGACUCAAAAAUAGUCAACUACUACUCGCGAAGCCUUCAGUCCAAGCAGGAGGCAGCUGUGUCUAGCCUGUACCUGGAGAGGGACCAUGAAGACUGCACACUGGUGUUCCAUCCUGUAUGAACCACUCCCCCGUUUCCAGCACAUAGGCAAAGAUGGAAUCCACAAAACAUUUUACUGUUAAUUACCCCCCCAUUUUUGUUUGUUUUGUUUGCAAAAGCUGUACGCCAUGAUGUCCGGAGUGAAUGUGGGCGAGACUCGGAUGUUAGCGGUAGGUGUAGGUGGGGCCCAACAUCCUCUCGUUGAGCAUAUCCUUAAUGGGGGCUGGUCUCCCUGGAACACGCGGUGCCUCGGUGUGUCAGAGACAGAAGAGCGGGCGGGGUGGAGCAGGGGCUAAGUCAUUCACGUGUCGCCGGUGCUAGGUACACAUUGCUGUGUGGUAUUUUCCUGUGCCAAAAAGGCCUGUGGGGUUUUUUUUUUUUUUUUAAUUGUUUUAAUGGAAAGAUUCAGCGUUUUGCUACGAGGCAGCUUUGCAGUGUUUGAGAAGCUGUGGGAGAGAAUGGGAAGCACACGGGAGCGCAGACACACUCAAGUCCCCGCUGUCUUUCACUUUGGAGAAAUAAAGGCACAAUGAAGUAGGAGCCUCAACAGUCAUCCACCUGUCCCAUCAUUUAGGUCACUCUUAAAGAAAGUGUUUCCUUCUGUGGAAUUGCAAACAGAAAACCUAUAUUUGAGCAUGGUAAAAAUGUAAGGCGUGCGCAGCUACCCAUGCGUGUGCUCAUGGGUCCAGGAUUAUGUACGAUGCUACAGCAGGUCACCAGACUGAAACCUCUGUUGAACAGGCCCAGUGAAGACAAGGCAGGAAAAGGGCUAGCUAACCUUGAAACUUUAAGCGGGAGUCACUAAGGUAUUGGCAGAUAAUGUGAUCAACCUCAGUCUUGGUCUAGUUCCAUUCAGUGCAUGCAAACAGCAUAGUGGGACAUUAUAACAUUCCCAUCAGUGUUGCAACCAUACAUGACUGCCAUACGGGAAGAGGAAAGUGGACUUAAUUUGCCAACAUUGGUUAGAAAUUGUCUGAACAGACAAUUUUUCCAUGCCAUAAACAGUAUUAAUCCAAAUCUAUGUGUUUCCAAAAUUCAGUUUGUCUGAGCUGAAGGAGGCAGUGGUGGGAUGAUAACCUGACAUGGAGAAACCAAGCUGCUUAAUUUUCAUAACCUGUAAUAUUUCAGGCUUGAACUUCAUAGAAUGGAGAGAAUCUGCCCCCAUUCCACAGCACGUCAGAUUCAGUUUGGCAACUGGAUUUUCAGGGACAUUCAUAGGGGGUUUACCUUUUUAACCUAAAGCUCACGGUUUCCUCUCUCAGUGCUUAGUUGUUACUCUAACAUCACUCAUCAAAGUAUUGUCAAGUAAACGCAACAGCAAGUGGCUUAGUUUCCAUUAUUUUGGUACCAUAUUACAACCUCAUUUCAAAAUUUAUGUUGAUCCUUUAUCUGGAGGCACAGUUCUUGAACUGCCCGGAGAAUAAUUUUCAUCUGCAAAUGGCAUGAGCCAAACACAUAGACCUAAUUUCAUGUCGCAGGAAAAGUAGUGAGAUGAUACAAAAUUAAUAUGAAACAUUUUUUUUAAACGGUAAUGCAGUACCUUGAUUUUAGGUCAACUGGAUCAAAACUAUUUUAUUGCAACGUGCAACACUGUGACAAACACCAAUGAGCAGAUUCAGUGUACAACUCCAUCUGCCAUCCAGUUAGCAAACGGAAUAAUACUGUUCUCUGAAAAUGAGAUGAAUGUCAGUAAUUUUGCACCAAAGAAUGCAUUUUUGGAUUUGCAGUAUAUAUUGAGGGUUUUGAUCAAUUUUUGUUGCAAGCAAACAGGCUUUGGUUCAUUUUUUUUUCUUUACAUCCAAACAAAGAAAUUAACCCACUUGCUCUGAACAAGUUAAAACGACCCUACUGGUGUGUUUAAUAGAAUAAAUGUUCAGACCCUACAGUUCAGAGAAAUACUGUAUUUUUAUGAGGAACUGUGAAGAGAAGAGCUGCCACUUAUCUGUGAAUAACCUCUAUAAAGAACUGAUAUAACACUUGCGUUAAAAAAGAGAAAAAAAAUCACACUGUGAGACAGGAGUAAUACAGACUAAGUGUAUAGGUAUAACAAUCUCAAAAGUGGAUUUUGCCUUUGGGCAUUUUGUAUUUAAAUUAUUUAUUUUUCUAGGCCUUGACUAAUUAUACAUAUUUACAUACAGUAUAUGUAUACAUGGCUAAAUGUGAUGAGAGAACGUGUACAGAUGGCAUUAACAGAUAUUUCGUAAUGGGGAUUGUACAGGAGGUGUUUAUAUUGAAUAAAUGAUGUAGAGACGCG